This is a messenger RNA of Dreissena polymorpha, 10914 nucleotides long. Its product is annotated as protein mono-ADP-ribosyltransferase PARP14-like. Bases 88 to 7944 code for a protein of 2618 amino acids. Lineage: Eukaryota; Metazoa; Mollusca; Bivalvia; Myida; Dreissenidae. Gene Ontology annotation, biological process: negative regulation of gene expression; proteolysis. Gene Ontology annotation, cellular component: cytoplasm; nucleus. The record is from RefSeq and is a predicted model, not a curated record. The transcript is spliced from 30 exons. Gene Ontology annotation, molecular function: cysteine-type peptidase activity; RNA binding; transcription corepressor activity.
AAAGUCCCAUGAAUCAUUUGCGCUUUGGACGUCGACGAGAUGUACGUUAACUAGUCUCUUUUGAGUAAUGCCAAAACACACGUUAAAAUGACAGCUAAAGAGACUAUUUUUCUGAAAUGUAUAUCGCUACAUGGCGUACCGGAACACAUCGGGUCCGAUGUGCUUCGACGUGAAAUUCAACAGCAACACGGCGUUAAUGUCGUUCGCAUCGAAGAGGUUACAGGGGCGGAGGCCAACCGAAAUCUAAAACGAUGGAUUCUGGAACUAGAGGGGGAAUUAUAUGCAAAAAAGUUUAAAAGCAAAUCUCUUGAGAUCAACUCUAAUGGGGACAGUCUAACAGUAGAAUUUAAGGACUCAAUAGAAUGCGAGUUGCCGUCAAGUUGGACCCUGCCACAAGUUCCGAGAAACCCGAAACCCACAGGACGUCAUCAGUUAAAUCCCCAGGGUCCUGUGGCAGGUCAGUCUACAGUCUACCAGAAUUAUGAUGCUGCCGGAGGUUACACAUCACAAAUGUCAGCUCCUCACACAGGUACAAGUGAUAAGCAUCUUGCUUCUCAACACGGAAGCCAUUGGGAGGAAGGCUUUAGGGAAGGGAGUGGUCAGACACAUUCGCAAGCUGGUCAAGGACAAGAGCAUAUGGGUCCAGGAAAUGCACCAAUGGGCCAGAUGUAUGGAUGGAUUAAUCCAGGUUAUGGACAAAUGGGUCAAGGUCAUCAGCAAAUUCCUCAAUUGCAAGAACAUAUGGGUUAUGGUGAUAGAAACAUAGGUCAAGGUAAUGCACAGAGAGGGCAAGGUCACGGGAUGCUUGCUCAAGGUCAAGGGCCUAUACAGAUGGGACAAUAUGAAACUUUUCUGUCAAAUAUUCAUCAUGAUCCAAAUAGUGGUCAAUAUUUUAUUUAUAAUGGUUUUCAAUUUGUACCUGUUUCCGAGGAGUACAUCCAGCAAGUGAAGGCUUAUUUUGAAGGGCAACAGCAGGUACUACAACAAAAACAACAAUCUGGUUAUGAGCUGCCACCAGAAAUCCUUCCUGAGAAAAGUGGUGCAUAUACCAAAGAAUCUGUUGAACCAGAUACCACUAAGCAGAAAGUAGAAGACUUGGAAAAACAGAAUGUAGAUACAGAUGAAGAAAGCAAAACAUUGAAAGAUCCACUGACCAAAAUAACGUUAUCACACUUACCUAGUGGUGUUGAUGAAGAUUAUGUAGUAACGUUUUUGGAAAGUAAAAAGAUGGGCUCAUUGUCAGUAGCAAAUGUUGUCAUUGACUACAAGACAGGCUGUGCAGAGGUAGAGAUGACGUCUCCUGAAGGUGCAAAUGCUCUCAUUGAAAUGAGAACCUUUCAAAUGAAGGGAGCACAAGUAUUUGUUGAGUGGCUACAAGUGACUACGUAUGACCCAGAGGAGGAAUUAAUCGAAGAUUCAACACCCAGUAUUAUUGUGACUGGAUUUCCUGAAGGAGCUGAGGAAGAUGACAUCAGAAUGUUUUUUGAAAGUAAACGAAAGUUUGAAGAUGUGGAAGUAGUUGAAGUAAAAUUCAGUGAAGAUUCUUGUUCUGCAAUCAUUACCUACAGUUCUCAGAAUGAUGUUGAUUGUGUAAUGAAUAUGUGUCCACUGAAAUUAAUGGGGACAGUCCUUAAGUGUGAGAGACCUCAAGGCAGAACACACCAGAAACCUGAAAGUUCAAAACCACUUCAACCGAAAGUUUUGGUGAAGGGAUUACCGGAAAACAUUGAUGAAGACGAUAUCAAGAUGUUUUUCGAAAACAAGAGAAAGUUCAAUGAUAUACAGUUGGUGGACGUUGUUUGGAAUGCAGGGUCUACAUCAGCUGUUAUUACCUUCAGUUCUGACAAUGAUGUUGAAAGUGUGUUAGAUAUGUGUCCUCUGAAAUUGAUGGGCAAAGAACUAAUUGUUGAGCGAUUUGGCAGCAGUGAUGCAUAUGAAAAACCAUUUAACAGCCAUUUAAAAUCAUCUACGGAUUCCAUGUUUGAUGGCACGCAAACUGAGAUUCUGGUUGAAGACAUCCCACCUGAAGUGGAUAAAGAGAUGUUAGAGAUGUGUUUUUCAUCAAGGAAAUUGAGAUCAUGCACGAUAGAACACAUUGACAUAGAUGAAGUUGACAAUAACGCUGUUAUAAAGUUUUUGACACCACAAGACGUGAAAACUGUGCUCGAUAAUCUUCCAAUUACAAUAAAGAAGAAGGAGGUUUCUGUGCAAAUCUAUGUGCCAAAGAAGUUGUGUACAAUCAUCGUCCAUGGACCAGAGGGGUUCAUGAAAGAGGAAAAUGAAGAUGCAUUUGAGAUGUAUUUUGAAAAUGAAAAGAAGUCAGGCGGAGGUGAUAUUCAAGAAAUCAGCUUUCGACCAUCAGAAAAAGCUUUUUAUAUAACAUAUAAAGAAGAAUAUGCUGCCAAAAGAGUUGUAGAAAGAGAUGACCACUGCAUUAUGAAGAAUAAAGUUAAAGUGGAACUAUUCAAACCAAGUAGGUCUACAAAGGUAUCCUCUGAACCGAUGAAUGAAGGAUCUAACACAGUAUAUAAAAGUAAUAAAGAAGAUGAACAUGUGGAACCAGAAUCCCAGCCAUUAAAGACUGUAAAAAUACGAGGAGUCCGCAAGGUGUCCAGUCGAGACUCAGUUCAGUGGUAUUUCGAGAACAAGAAGAAGGCUGAUGGUGGUGAUAUUGAAAGUCGAUUUACAGAUGAGGAAGAUGACGAUGUUAUGUAUAUUAAGUUCAAGGAUGAGUCAGUUGCACAAGCUGUGGCAAAGAGGCAACAUAAGCUGGAUGGCCAAGAGCUGGUUGUGUCACUGUACACCCCUCCAGUUCCCCCACCCUGCUACCCGAACAAGCUGCUUAUCAAAGGACUGAAUCAGAAGAUAACAUUCAACGUCCUUGAUCUGUACUUGGAGGCUAGAGUGGGAAUUACUCUUGUAGAAGGUUCCAUGACCUAUCAUGCUGAGCAGGAGGAUGUUGUUUUGGUUACAGUCAAUGAGGACAUAGACUUUGCAAAAUUGGAAGAGGCAUGUAGAUUGAAAGCCCUAGAAGGUUCUCAUUUGCGGGUCAGUCAAGUGCCCAUUUCUAAUUGUGUGCUGGUCUCAAACAUCAGUGACACAGCCACUGUGGACAUGGUGUCCCUGUAUUUUGAGAAUGAAAAAAGAAGCAAUGGUGGGCAAGUGGACAAGAUGGAAAUGUUUUCCACUCAGAACUACUGUCUGGUCUACUUUGCUGACUAUAAAGUUGUAGAUAAAGUUUUGUCAAAAGACCAGAAGCUUGAUGGAAGACAGCUUGAAGUGAGGCGAUACUUCCCAUGCAUUGGAAAGGCAGAAGGGGACACUGUCAUACGGCGAUUCAAAAAACCAAACCCUUUAACAGUGAAGGCAAAUAUUCAGAAGAUAAAAUUUCUGCAUCGAUCCAGUGCCAACAAAGUAGCAGUUGAAAAGCAGCUAUCUAUGUGCCAUGCCACAAUAAUCUGGCCUGCAGCAAAUGACACUGAAGAUGUUGAACUACGUUGUACAUUGUCUGAGGAUGUAAAAGACUGUGUUAAACUGGCCAAGGACUGGAAUGACAAUGCAAAAGCAAGCUUCCAAGACUUUAUGAACACUCUUGACGUCGAAAGUGUCUUUGUUGUCCAAGAUAUUUUGAAAAAAGUACAAGAAGAAUUAAGCAAAAUUUCUAUUGAUAAUCCUGAAGCCGUAGCUAUUUUAAUACAAAGGCAAGAAAACAAAAUAUAUAUUGUGGGAAUAAAAGGAAACGUUUUGGGACUAAAGACAAAAGUUGAACAAAUUGUAAAAGACAUACAAGAUGCUGCAGAGAAGGAAAAGUCAUGGAGAAAAGUAGAAGUGAACAAUUUGAAGCCUAUCGAAACUAAAAUGCUGUUGGCAGAUAAAUUCCCUAGUCAAAUGCAAGAGAAGUUUCCUGAAGUUAAAAUUAACAUUCAUCCAACAAAAAAUGAAAUAGAAAUUGAAGGUGUUUAUUCCGAGGUCAACGCAAUCCAGAUUGAGAUGUAUAAAGUAAAAGAUACGUUCGUCCGAAAUGAAUCCCAAAUCCCAGAUGCGACAAUGGCAAUGUUUAUGAGCAGGCCUGUCAAAGAAUAUAUUGUAAAGAAGUUGAAACAUGACAAAGUUAUUGCAGUUUGGGAAACUGUUAAUGGCAAGCUUAUUGUGAUGAGCAAACAUGACACAAUGCUUAGCAAAGCAGUAGACAUUGUUAGCAAGUCAGUAGCUAUUGGCAAAGUUCAACUUACUAAAGAGAGUCGAUCAUCAGUGCAGUCAGCAGCAUGGGCAGCAUUGGAAAAGCAACUUCUCGAAGAACAUCAAGCAAAGCUGACCGUAAACAAAACCUUAGACGAAGUUACCAUUGUUUGUACAGAUGACAUAUUUAGCAAAAUUUUGGAAACUAUUCAUGAUUUUCUAGACAAAAAUACAAUAUAUAGUGACAAGUGGUCAUUUGCUAAAAACAUAUAUAAGCUUUUGAACAAGCAUCAUAAUCAAAACAUAUCUGACUUGGCAAAAGGUGAAAAUGUUAGAGUUCAGUUCGCAGAAAACCAAAUUGAAGUAUCUGGUACAAAGAAAGGAAUAAGUAAAGUAAGACAAGAACUUGAGUUGUUAGCUCAGAAGGUAAAGAAACAACAACAUAAGAUUUCCAAACCUGGCAUUACCCAAUUUAUGAAAACGGACAAAGGUCUUGGAAUUUUGCACAGUGUGGAAAGUACCUACCCCGUUAUUGUCUCAUCAAGUGAUGAAGACAAUGGUGAUGAGGAUUAUGGAAUAUACAGCAUGACUUCAACAUCUUCCAGUCUACCGCCUGGAUGUUCUAUUAUAGCAUCAUGCAUUGCAUACGAGAAGAGGAACAUACAUGUUAUGUUUGGCAAUAUGACGGAUUUGAAUGUUGAUGCAAUUGUUAAUGCUGCAGAUGAGAAACUGAGCCUCUGUGGUGGACUGGGAAAAGAGAUAUUGAAAAAAGGUGGCGAUACUAUUGCCAGGGAUUGCAAGCGGUACAUUGAUGCACAUGGAAAACUUGGCGAAGCAGCGGUGUUUGUGUCCACAUCAGGAAAUUUAAAAGCUAAGAGUAUUGUUCAUGUUGCGGGUCCAGUUUGGAAAGAUGGAAUGCAGCAAGAGGAUGAAAAACUAACAGAGGUUGUGUUUAAGGCCAUGCAUCAGGCAUCUGGGAAGGGCUACAAAUCAGUGGCAUUGCCUGCUAUAAGUUGUGGGGCAUAUGGUUACCCUGUGAAGCUGGCAACGGGAGUGAUUGUUGCCUCUGUGAAGAACUUCUUCAGAGAAGUGCAAGAAUCGGAGCUGACAGAAAUCUAUUUAUGCGACUUGAAAGAUGAUACGGUUGAUGGAUUUGUUAAAGGGCUAGAAAAGGAGUUUGGAGCCUCCAGUGUUCGCCACUUCACCCGCAAGCAGUCAUCAUCAGCAUUGAGUCUGCCUCCUGGAUCAAUUCAACCAAUGGAUAGUUCAGAUGAAGAAAGUACUGACACAUAUUCUGCUGACCCAAGUAAAGGCACUUUUAAACCACGGCCUCAACAAAUGAACAGGGCGUUGCCGGUCAAGCUUGGAAACAUCACUGUUGCUGUUCAAAAAGCAGAAAUUGCCAAACAUAACAUACCUGUCAUAGUCAACACCACGUCAAGAAAUCUUGAUCUAAACAAUGGCGCUGUGUCUAAGACAAUACUUAAGCAAGCUGGACCAGAAAUACAGAAUGAACUAAAACAGGCAUAUCCAAAUGGAAUUAGUGAGGGGCAGGUGGCUGUUACAAAAGGACAUAAACUGAAGUGCACAAAUGUUGUGCACGGGGCUGUUUCCAAUUGGGAUCCGAAACAACAAAAGAAAACUAUUGACGAGCUGAAAAGCUUUGUCAACCUUUGUAUGGAGGAGACACAAAAGCGUAAUCACAGCGGAAUAGCGUUCCCUGCUAUCGGCACAGGCAAUCUUGGCUACCCAAAGGAGGUUGUGGCUAGAGAAAUGUUAACAGCCAUCUCAGAAUUUGCAACCAAGCAUCCGCAAUCGUGCAUACAAAAUGUGGAUUUUAUACUAUAUCCACAAGAUGAAGGGACUAUUAAGGCAUUUGAAAGCGAGAUUACUCAAUGGGCAAAGGCUGGUGGAAAAGGUCGUGCACGCGGGGACUACGAUCACUAUCAAAAUUUGCGUUCUAAGAGCGGUGAAGACAGCGAGAAUGAACACCUGUACGAAGAAUUGCCAUUUGCAAAGGACUCAAACAACUUUACUAUUGGAAAUGUUCAAAUAAAGGUCAUGCAGGGUGACCUAACGAAGGAGGCAGUGGAUUGUAUUGUAAACAGUUCAAAUGAGACUUUUGAUCUUAAAAGAGGAAAAGUUUCCCAAACCCUCGUCAAAAUUUGUGGAGACAAGCUUGUAAAGGAGGCUCAUUCGAAGCAAAAGGAAAUGAAAAAAGAAGGAUUGGCCAUUACCAAGGCUCAUCCACUGGCUUGCAAAAACAUAUUGCAUGUUGUAGCAAAGGAAACUGCACAGGAAUGGAAACAAGUCGUCGUAAAAUGUCUUAAGAAGGCUAAGGGUGAAGGUUAUCAAAGCAUUGCUUUCCCAGCCCUAGGCACAGGUAUGAAUAUCAGUGCUGCAGAGACAGCCCGUGCAAUGUGCCAGGCUGUGAAAGUGUUCGCAAAUGAAGGAUGUGGUUCAUUGACAGAUGUAAGAUUUGUUAUCUUCCAGAAAGAGAUGGUCGAUGAUUUCAAACAUGAAGCCCAGCGCUCCCAAGGAAUGACAGGUACUAACAGAAAACCAUCCAUGACUGCUGCAAGAGCACAGCCAAGAAACACGUCCACUAACGCAAAUUCUGUGUGCCUUAUUAUUCACGCUAUGGAAGUAUCGGACAUAAAACAAGCCAUUGAUAAGAUAGAUGCCUUGAUUGACGGAGAGGUCUCAACUACUCGUUUAACUGACUCAAUUAUACAGCGGUUGGAUGAACGACAGGAAGAUGCAUUAAGAAGGAUUGCAGAGAAACACAAUGUGGACUAUAGACCCAGCAGCAAUGGAGUAGAAAUUGUUGGAAUGAUGGCAAAUGUAAUCAACGCCAGCUCUUUGAUGAAUAAAAUAGUAAAGGAUGCAAUACAGAUUGAAAAUGACAAACAGGCAGCCAUGAUCUUGAAAGACGUUGUGCAGUGGUACUACAUAGAUGAAGGUGAUGAACUAAUUGCUUAUGAGCUCAAUCUCAACUACAAAAUAGAAAAGGCAUUCAAGAAUCAAGCCAGCAUAUUUGAGUAUAAGGAAGACAGUAUGGAUGUUGUCGUUGAUUUCAAUACAUUGCAAGAAUAUGAGAAGGAUGAAACGGAUGACAACAAAAAAACAAAGAUUGUUCGAAAGGAUUUGAUUCAAGACAAAUUGAAUGAAAUACCAUCAGAUUGGAAGGAAAUGAAAGGAAAUUACUUGGUGCAUACCCUACUGACCACUGACCCUAGAUACGUAACAAUAUCAACUACCUUCGCAGCGACGGCUGGUGCCAAUUUUGCUAUCCAAAAGAUUGAAAUGGUCCAGAACAAGUCUCUAUGGCAACAGUACGCUGCAAAGAAGAAGCAACUAGAAGGGCAGAAUCCUCCGGGAACAACAAACGAACGUUUCCUCUGGCACGGUACCUCUGCCGACACAGUGGAUAGCGUCAAUGCGCAUGGUUUCAAUCGUAGCUACUGUGGAAAGAACGCAAAGACGGAUUUGGGUGAAGGAGUAUACUUUACGGUAAAUGCAAGUGACUCUUGCGUUGAUGCCUACACUUUACCGGGAAACGGUAUUAAAAGAGUUCACUACUGUGCAGUGUUAACUGGAGAAUUCACAAACGCCACAAGUGGUAAACGCGUACCGCCAUCAAAACCAACCGCGGGUAAAAAUGCUUUAUAUGACUCUGUUACGGAUGACUCUUCCAAUCCAACCACGUUUGUCGUAUUUAGUGACACGCAGGCGUAUCCAUUAUUCAUUGUAAAUUUCAAGUAGGUUAAAAACACGCAACAUACACUUUUUGCACUUCAAAAUUUAUUUUUUUUAAUAAAUGUGAUAACAAAACAAACUGAUGCUAAUGAUAGAUUUAUAAACAACAUAAUUUCAAGUUUGAUUUAUUAAUAAAUGUGUAAUUGUACUUAAAAGCGCUAAAUAUAGUUUUGAACUCCUUUUACCAUACCGAAGCACUACUGUCUUGAUAGCGUGCUCAUCGUCGGAAACCACGUACGCCGAGAAACACUUUGUUACUAGAGUGACCGUUUUUGGUUGGCUAGCGAGUUUUCGCGAAUAUUCGUCAGUCAGAUAAUUGGUUCGGAAUUUCAACCAAUUGAAGCACGCGGUAUAAUAACUCUUACGCCUUUGUCACAUGAUUUUACCAUUAUCAUGUACCUUUAAAUAAAGAUUUCCAUACUUCAUCCAGAAGUGUUUAAAUCUUUAUUGUUAUUCCAUUAUUCAGUACGCGGCUUAACAAUAUUCAUGUACAUGAAAUUCUGAUAACCAAUGCUCUAGCAGCAAUAUGUAAUGAUAUGAAUAAAGAAUUCAAACAAAGCUGCAUUCUGUAUCUGGUCUAAUUGUUUGACCGCUAAAUACUAAAUGCGUAUUGUGCUACUUUGAAAUCAGAAUAAUUGUCUUAAAUAUCAUUUCAUGUGGGUUUGAUGUGAAUUUCGACGAUGAUGCAAGCUUAUAAUUUGGAUUUGUAUAAUCGUAAAACACAGUUUCGUUUCGCCUACAAGUAAAACAUAAGAGUGAAACAGACAAACACGUCAGCGUGUAAUAUAUCAACAAGCGUCGUUUCAUUGCAGAAUUAAGUUAUUAUAGGCAAACUGUUAAUUCAAUCUGUAUGUGAUUUAACCAAUGUAUAACCGAAAUAUAUUUGGUGGUUUCAAUCUAGCUUUUCGUGCUAAAAAGCUAUCAUUCUUAUUGCAGUUGUUGCUUUUUGUAUGUGUGCCUCUUUAUUUACUCUUUAUUUACUCUUAAUUUGCGUUUUAUAUUUUGAAGCUUAUAUAUUAAGAAUACGAACUUAUAUGGUUAAAAUUAAAAUUCAGAACAUGCUCCAAACUUUAUAGUAGAAUUUGGAAAUAUAUUCAAAUUUCGCCAAAUGAUCGAUAACUGAAACUAACAAGUUUUUGGUCGGCACAAAAUAUAGCGUCUGUAGGUUAUUCGAUUUAUAUCUUUUAUCAUUUAAUUAUUUUUUUUUUUAAAAAAAAAACACGUUAUGUUUGAUUAAUUUGGGUAAUACCUUGUUUCCAAAUUAUUCGUGUAUUUUGUUAAAUAUUAACAUAAUACUAAUUAACUUAAACAUAACGUAGACUUUUAUUCACAAUUAUCAAAUUCCCAUAUUAUAUUAAAAAAUUUGCAAUCAAAUAUGUUUAAGAAUAAACAAAUAAAGUGUUGCUAACAAGUCCAACACAAAAUUGAAACUGACAAAGACUUCUUAAUGGAAUAAAUCAACAGCGUCGCGUUUAUUAGUAUUUUAUAGUAUUAUAGUAUUGCCUAUAAACAAUAGGCAAUGUGUUGAUUCAACGUCCAUACAUUUGUGUCGCAUGUAUAAUUGGACACUUUUGCGUGUUUAAAAUCUAUUUAAUUGUAUCCUUAAAAGUAUAGUUGUUGUUGUUGUGCCUUCAUUCCACUAUUUACUGUGUUGUUGUUUAAAUUAUAGUUAUGUCACAAUAGUAACAGUCACAAAAUUGAAACUGACAAAGACUUCUUAAUGGAAUAAAUCAACAGCGUCGCGUUUAUUAGUAUUUUAUAGUAUUAUAGUAUUGCCUAUAAACAAUAGGCAAUGUGUUGAUUCAACGUCCAUACAUUUGUGUCGCAUGUAUAAUUGGACACUUUUGCGUGUUUAAAAUCUAUUUAAUUGUAUCCUUAAAAGUAUAGUUGUUGUUGUUGUGCCUUCAUUCCACUAUUUACUGUGUUGUUGUUUAAAUUAUAGUUAUGUCACAAUAGUAACAGUCAGAUCGUUCAUUUCUGUUUUAAGAAUCUAUUUAUUUAAUUCGUAUUGGAACACGAAUAAAAUCCUUCCGAAACAUAAAACUAAAAUGAUGGGUUAAUGAAGCUAAUCACCUUAUUCGGUUAAGUUGCCCUCCCGCAACUAUGACGAAGUGUUCGAAUAAAGCAAGAGAUGUAUCUUGUCCAAAUUAUUCGCAAGUAUCAUGAUUGCUUAACUCAUGCAAAAAUAUCAUGAUUUCAAUAUAUAUUGACAUCUAUACAACGCAAUAGCUUAAUUGAAUUAUGUUGUUUUGACAGUUCCUCUACGUCUAUUCAUAAAUGCCAAACAUGAACUCAUUGUUUUAUUCACUUUUGUAACCAUACAGCACAAUGCUUGUAUACAAUAGCUAUUAAUGGGCACAUUCAUAUGAAAGACAACAUUUUAUGCAAACAUACAAUUUAUCAUUGAAUCACGAUGCAUGAUCACCUUAAAAAUGCACUUGCUAUUGUCAAAAGAGGAAAGUGUAGAUAUGUCACGAUACAUUUCAAAUAAGUUAAUACGUAUUCAUAAUGUAUGUUUUAUUUUUAGCACAAUCCGAUGAGUAAACCAUCUUAUACUUUAAUGUAUUGAUACUUCUCAGAUGGUGCAUAUUAUUUGGAUAUUACAUAAGCAAAAUCUAACUCCUUUUAUAGAAGCUUUGUUUUGUACUUAAUUGUAUUUUGUAGUUCUAAAUUAUUGUAGUUAGUGUUGUUACUUAUUAUAGUUCUAAAGGGCUAAACUAAUCCAGUUGUAUAAGAAGAUGUAUAAACAUGCCGGAAAAAACUGUGUAUUAAUACAAUGAAAGCCUAAAGAAAAGUUUUACCUAAAACUUAAAACAAGUCACAAUGUUAGUCCUAUUCAUCUAAAAACUAUUUUUGAAUGUAUUGAUGGUUAAAUUAUAUUCGUGUUUUGUUUGCCUUAAUCUAUUCGUUUCUCUUGUAUUCCAUUGUGUGAUUGGUUGUAUGUAUGAAACGGAUAAUAAAAGUGUGUAUUCGUAA